Messenger RNA from Hydractinia symbiolongicarpus, 5421 nucleotides. RefSeq lists its product as uncharacterized. NCBI's taxonomy places the organism in Eukaryota, Metazoa, Cnidaria, Hydrozoa, Anthoathecata, Hydractiniidae. The transcript is spliced from 3 exons. The coding region runs from base 244 to 1338 and encodes 364 amino acids. The record is from RefSeq and is a predicted model, not a curated record.
CAAAAGCAAAAAAUGAAAUCGAGAUUGAACAGCUUCACGACCUGUCAGAAGAACAACCGAAUGCAACAUCUUUAACAACACACAGCAAUGACCACCAUAUUUAAAGGGCCGUCGAAAGCCUGACAAGUGCUAGGGACGAGGUUGUUUUUUCAACAAUAACGUAAAAUUUAACGUAUGCGCGAAUUCCCAUAAUGGUACUUGUUUAUUUAGUUGCUGAAGGCGCCACGUGCAUUGUUAACCAAAAUGGACCAUAAACACAACAAAAGAAGAAAUUCAAUUGAACGUUAUCAACCUAAAAGUAAACACAACCCUGAUGAAGAUAUAGUUGAUAGCUUUAACCAAGUUUCUUUAGAAGAUAGGAACACAGGCGAGGAAGGACUUCGAUGUGAAGCCCCUGUGAAUCACCACAAGAAAAAAAGUCCCAGCAGAAGAGGUGUAAACAGCCAUUUGUUUGGAAGAAGUAAUGAUGGUAGACGUGGUCGUGGACGGGGAUCUCACAGAGGUAGUAAAUAUGGCGAACAACAUAGCAGUUCUUCAUUAAAAAACUAUGAAGACAGAAACUCUUGGGGACAAAAUAAUCCAGAAAAUUUUAAUUUUGUAUCUAAUAGUAAUGAACAAAAACCAUAUUACCAACCAUCAUAUAGAAAGCAUGUGCAAGAGGAACGUGGUAUGACACCAAGAAAAAAGAAUACUGAGACAUUCAAACCUUCUCACAAGCCAGCAGAGAUGAGAAUUUUGGCUGCCCAUGCUGGUUGGAAAAAAUACAGUAGGGAAAUAACAUCGCGAGAUGUAUUAGUUGUGCAUGAUUUGUUUUGUGAGCCAAAUGAUUUGACAAUUUAUAACAAGUUAUUGGGGGAAAUACGACAAUCUGGCAUUGAGGAAACAGACUUAUGGCAGUUGUGGCAUGGGGACAGCCAUGUAAUUGCAGAUGAUAAGAAAAAGUGGAAGGAGUCUUGUCCCACAUUUCACAUGGUCCUAAAUAAGAUCAGCGAUUAUUUUGACAUGGAUAUUAAAGCGACACGUUUAAAUUGGUAUCGUGAUUCGAAAGAGUGGAAGCCUUUUCAUCAUGAUGCUGCAGCUAUUAAACCUGAUAAAGCUAAAACACAAAAUUUUACAGUUGCUGUCUCAUUUGGAGCUGAGAGAGAAGCAGCAUUUGAGCAUGCAACUACAAAAACAGUUAUUUCAAUGCCACAACCAAAUGGUACAAUAUAUGUAUUUUCCAAAGAUGUAAAUGUGAUUUGGAGGCAUGGCAUUCUGCAGGUACCACCAGAAAAAUAUCAUUCAGAGGGUCGUAUUUCAAUUAUUGCAUGGGGAUGGGUUGAGCAAAAUCAAGUUUAGAAGUACAGGUUUUUAGAAGAUUAGUGUUAUAUUUUUAUUUGUAUGUUAUGCUGCAUAUGACACCAUUACUCGCUUAUGCUUAAAAAAAUCCAAGUGCUUCAAUAAUUGUAGUCACCAUUGCUAACAAUUUAAUUUUUUUACCCUCUCGUAAGGUUUUAUUACUGUUUUAUGUAAACUUAAAACUACUGUUUUAUGUAAACUUAAGUCUAAAACAGCCUUUCUAAUGACUUUGCAUUGUAGAUCUCAGCAGACACACGCAAUUCACAGCCACUUUCGAAUAAAAACAACAGUAAUAAGCAAUAUUUUUCUAUAAUAUACCUUGUUUUGAUGUUUUCAUUUUGUUUUUAUCCAUCAUUCAACCUUUUUUAUCUGAAUGUUUUAUUUUUCUGUUUUUACAGACUUUUUUAUUUAAAAAUUGUAUCAAGUAGGAUUUUUUACUUCAAAUAUUUUUCAUUUUAUAAGAUUGAGUUUAAAAGUCAAUUUUGAGAUUGAAAAAAACACUGAUAGGAACAUUGCCAGUUUCUUUGAUGAUUUUUCGUGACAUUUUGCAUAUCAGAAUUAAGUUAUACGGUGCAAAAUUCAAAAAAAAAAGUGUGUAGCAUGUUAAAGAUUGCAUUCUCUAUCAAGUGUUUAAGUAUUUCUUUGUAAUUGUACAUUCUAUUGAUAAAACUGCCUUGCCGUAUGACAAAGCAGACAACUCAAUGGUGCUUUUUGUGAUUUGUCAUUAGCCAUAUAAUAAAGAGAUUUUCCAGCAUUCUUAGGUCUCUUAAUUUUUUUUUAAUUUCAUCAUUAAAUUCUUUUAUGGUACAAAAACACACAAUCCUUGCAUCUAUUAGCUAAAACGUAAUUCAUAAUUUCUAUCAUAAUUUUUAUGGAUUCUUAAACCUUGCUUUCUCAUUUCCUUCUCUUCAUGUCGGACACAAUACAUUAUUCCAUUUCAGUUAAAUUCUUUCAUCAAUGCACUCUACAGCUAUAUAUGUUCGUAAAAAACUUGAAAGAUUUUAAUGAAAACUUUAUCUCUAAUGAAAUUCGGAAUGAUAAUACAAUGAUAUGAUGAUAAUAAUGAUGAUAUAAUGAUAAUACAAGGUAUCUUUUCCAUCAGCACCACCAUUUCUUUCAUUGUCAAAGUAAUAUGUUACAGGUUGUUCCACCAAAAACUUCAGUUUACCCUUGUAUGUCCUCACAUGUCGUAUGUAACACCAGUAACACCAUAGUUUAAUAUUGUUGGGGUGGUUCAUCAUUUCUUAAGACUAUAACUCCAUGAUAUGUAUCUAACUUAAUAUACUACUUACCUGCGUACGCGGGUUGUAAAACAGCAUUUCGUCUUCAUUCAAAUCAUACCUGGUACAUGCUCUUUUUUACUUUUCAGUGAUUGCCCAACCACAGCUAUAUCUUCAUAAUAGAUAUCUAUUCCAUCAGUGCUUGUUAAAAUUUUGAUCAGAUUAACAACAACUAAUGUGUUUUCAGGCAAAUUGACUUUUGGUAUUGACACUUAACUAUCGACAUGAAAAUUCUCCAACCGUUUAACAAACAUUGAUUGGUCAUUUUCAACCUUUUAAAAUAUUUGAUUUUGAUAGAUGUUUUGUAUUCACAAUGGAUCCAUCUGUAUCGGCUGCUUUCUUGUUACUUCCAUUUGAGUAUUCUUUGUUUUUGGCAGAUUGUCAUUAUAGUAAAUGACAAUUUUAUACCUUAUACCUUUAAUAAUUCUUCUAAAUAUAUAAAUAAUUUCAAAUAAAUUAAUUUUAUUUUAAUUUGAACUUGCAAUAGAAGAGGACGUUAUGUAUUCGCAAGAGGAUGUUUAUCAAGAAUUUUUAAAUAAAAGAUAAUUUUUCUAACAUAAAACAUUACUAAACACCACUAAAUACAUCAGGGUUAUGGAAGACUUCCUUGACCCCAUGCGGAAUAAAAUCCUUGUUACCCAAACAUCACCUACUUAAAAUCAGAACCAACAAGUUUAUGAUGCAUAACACCACUUUAAAUAAAUAUUUGACGACUGCCAGUUUCAAUCAUGAAAUUUAAUUCUAUCCAGAUGUAAGAAAGUUAAAAAGCCCUGGGUUCAAACUUUUCUCUCUAUUAAAAAAUAAAUAAACAAACGGCGAAACCUUUUAUUUGUAGUCAAAAUGGUAGCAUUUUAGCUAGCUAUUUACAGUAAAAGAAAAGGUAAAAAAAUCAAAAAAAUGUAUAUGAAUCAAUGGGAAAUAAAAGUGAAGGGAGAUAUUUAGAUUAUUAUCUAUUCUUAACAGUAGAUAAUAAUGUAUAUUAAUUAUUAAUAUACAUUAUAAUAGUAAAUAUUUUUUUCACGAAGCAUGGAAAUGAUUGUCCAUCUGUCUGAACACUCCUAAAAUGAUCCUGACAAUCGAUCAACAAAAUUUGUCAGUCAGUGACCGUUGACUGGCCGUUAUUUUAAACACUGUCAUAACUUGAAGGUUUUUUUCACACAUUGCAGAUAGGUUUCAUUCCGGAAUUGUUUUGUUUUGGAUUUCAUUAUUUAUAGUGCAACGGAAUCAUUCCGUUUUGCGUAUCAGAUAGCUUUCAAACCGUGUAAAUGCGAGGCCUACCUGCAACAAUCAUUUCGCAACGACAUCUAUCCGCAAUGUGUAAACAUAGUCUAAAUAGGCUGUUUUGAUAUCUGCAAUUCUAGGAUCACUUCCAAAAUUGUUUAAGAGAUUUCUUCGCUUAAACUGUCAAUAACUUUUGUAUAGUCUCCUAAAAAUAACAAACCUAUUUUGGUAAAAAGGCUCUUUCAAUGCCUUAACCAGCGUGUAUUUGUGCGUUAAUUCAAAUAUUUUGUUAGGUUUUUUCCUUAUCUUUCUUCGAGCAAUGUGUACCUUUAAUAUGUUAUUUGACGUUGUAUGUUUAAAGAAAUUCUGUUGUUUGUGAAUUCAAAACGAUUUUUCGGUCACAAAUGUCACUUAGAAGCUGAAAUUUUUGUGAUAAGUUUAUAUUGAUUCUUGUGAUAAGAAUCUAUUGUUUAUUUUCGAAAUUAUGCCACAGCAACAUAAAUUUAUCUUGCCUAACAAGGAAACUUUUGUUCAUAUGGGACCAGAAAGCCACAAGUGAUAAGCACUAUAUACCAUCUAUAACAUUAAAAUUAAGUGCCAAUAAAAGGUUAGGCUGCCCUUAAGUCGGUCGGGUGGCAGAUUAUUUAUUUUUUCCUUUUCGUCAAACAAAAAAAGUCAUUUUUUCUACUUCAGUCUCUUCGUGACCCUUGCUUUACUGUAUAAUGCUGGGUCUAUUUUUUGUACCUCCAGGACAACAAUCGUUGCACUUCAGAACUGCUGUUUGUUGUUGUUCUUAGUCCCCAGCAUGGACUGCUAUUAUCAGGUGUUGUUGUCCAGUUCAAUCGUUACUUCAGGAUUUUCUAAACCGGGAAAUGUUGACAUCAAUAUACCUUAAAAAGUUUGCUCUUUGUCAAGCUUUAAUAGCUUGUUUAUGGAAAGAACCAAUGUUCUCCAUAGCUGAGUGCUCCACAGCAGUCACAGCAAACGUCGGCACCAUCUUAACUAACUUGAAACAUGUCAGCGUAAAUACAUAAGGUACUCUUUUGGAACUAAAAACGAACACAACUCUUUAACGACGUUUCGGCCGUACGAGGGCCAUUUUCAAGUAUAGCUAUUUACAAUUGACAAAUUCAACACUAUAUACAAAAUAUCGUACGAUAUAUUAUCGUACGAUCAAAUAUUCCGUAGGGGCAAGUCAAUUAUCUGAAAAUAGAAAUAAUGGCAUUGAUGCAAUAUUUCUAUUAAGAAUUGGCUUAUCCCUACGGAUUAACAAGCUUUCCUUCAAUUCCAAAUCAAAAUUAUUAGAUGCGGAGGAGAUAAUAGAAAAAUUAUCUAAAGAUGGUCUAUUUUUACAGAAAACAACAUGCUCCAAAACCGCACUAAGGUUAAUAGAUUUGACGGAUUUUCCAGUCAAGGCAGAAACGGCCAUGUGUUCGCAGGCUCUAACUUUCAAAUGUCGCAUAGUUUUCCCAUAAUAGAUGGCAUUGCAGCCAUCACACUGAUAUUUAUAUACGACUUUUGAACGCAGAGCCUUUGAAACACGGUCCUUAAACCGGAAAAAAUUGCCAAUUCUACAACCCGA